GUAACGAGUUCAGCCGAAUGCCGGCGAUGUUAUGUCCGUGUAAAGGAAGCUAGCUACCGAGCUAAUAUCGAGUUCACCGCUUUGGUGCUAUAUUCGUCGCCUUUCCAUUAAAUUUGCCAAACAGCUUAAGAGUGUAGCGGUACAAGUCUCACAUCAUGGACAGCGAAAUGUCUGACGUUGACCCCGCACCAGGACCUGAGACCAGCAGUAUGGAGGGGGAGAACGCACCACUGUACUGUAUCUGCAGGAAACCAGACAUCAACUGCUUCAUGAUUGGCUGCGAUAACUGUAAUGAGUGGUUCCAUGGCCACUGCAUUAACAUCACAGAGAAAAUGGCAAAAGCAAUCCGGGAAUGGUAUUGCAUGAGAUGCAGAGAUAAAAACCCCUCGCUGGAAAUAAAGUAUAGAUCAAAGAAAAGCAGAGAGAAGGAAGUUGAGGUUGACAGAGGAUCUGACAAACAGUACAGCACCCCGAGUACUCCUGACUAUAAGAGCGAAAGACGGCGUGGAUCCAAAGUGAAGCGCUCAGUCCGAAUGUGUGGGGAGUGUGAGCCCUGCAGAAGGACGGAGGACUGUGCACAGUGUGACUUCUGCAAGGACAUGAAGAAGUUUGGAGGCCCCAACAAAAUCAGACAGAAGUGCAGGUUCAGGCAAUGUGAGGUUCGGGCCAGGAAAAUGCUGCGCGUGAAGGAUGAGGAAUUGUCUUUGCAAGAAAGGAGGGAUAAUUCCUACCACAGGCGGAGACGAUACUCAGAGGACUAUGACAGUGAGGCGGAGCUGUAUCAGCAGUACAAGGCAGCAGGGCUGAGCAACAGCUUGACAUGGAAUAGUGAUGAAGAUGAAGAGCCGCCUUUCAGUCCUGUUAUGCGUAAGAAAGCUGUGAAAGUGAAACACGUCAAGAGACGAGAAAAGAAGUUUGACAAGAAAAAGGAGUCACGACGGCACAAACAGAAGCAGAAGCACAAAGACAGAACCAGAUACAGUGAGAAGGGAGAGCUCAGAGAUAGCACCGGUCUCCGUCAGUGUCUGGGGCCAAGCUGUGUGGAGGCAGCAAGAACCAACUCCAAAUACUGCUCCGAGGACUGUGGCAUGAAGUUAGCAGCCAAUCGGAUCUAUGAGAUCCUCCCUCAGCGUAUCCAGCAGUGGCAACAGAGUCCCUGCAUUGCUGAGGAGCACGGUAAGAAGCAGCUGGAGCGCAUCCGUCGGGAACAGCAGAAUGCCCGGCUGCGCCUCACAGAUAUGGAGCGACGCUUCCACGAACUUGAAGGCAUCAUUGCCAAGGCCAAGCAGCAGGCGGUUCAGCAGGACGAGGAGGUGAAUGAAGGGGACAGCGAGGAUACGGACCUGCAGAUUUUCUGUGUGUCUUGCAGUCAUCCCGUCAAUCCAAAAGUAGCACUGAGACAUAUGGAGAGAUGUUACGCAAAGUACGAGAGCCAGACUUCCUUUGGUUCCAUGUACCCUACGAGGAUAGAAGGUGCUACCAGACUCUUCUGUGAUGUUUACAAUCCCCAAAGCAAAACAUAUUGUAAGAGGCUUCAAGUUUUGUGUCCAGAACAUUCCAGAGAUCCGAAGAUCCCAGUGGAUGAGGUGUGUGGAUGUCCUCUGGUGAAGAAUGUAUUUGAGCUGACCGGAGAUUACUGCAGGGUCUCCAAAAGGAAAUGCAACAAGCAUUACAACUGGGAAAAGCUUAGGAGAGCAGAGGUGGACUUGGAGCGAGUGCGGGUGUGGUACAAGUUGGACGAGCUCUUUGAACAGGAGCGUAAUGUCAGGACUGCUAUGACCAACAGAGCUGGUCUGCUGGCUCUGAUGUUGCACCAAACUAUUCAGCAUGACCCUGUGACGACCGAUCUCCGUAGCAACAAGGAUAGGUAGUUGACAUAGUCUGCACAUGUUUUCAGGUCUGUGGGUCACUGUACAUAACGUGAGCUGUGAGUGUUACAGAUUUAAAUGAUAACUACCGCUUGGAUGAAAACGUAUUUUCUAACUAGAUAAUUAUUUUAAAAUCUUGUAUGAUUGUUAACUGUGAGAGGUAAAUGGAUAUAUAUUUUUCCUGACUGUGAUAGAUGAAUUACUGUUGUUUGAGAACAGCUGUUUUUGGUAUGAUCACUCUUAAUAAACACCUUGAGCUUUCUUCAGA
Molecule: messenger RNA, 2136 nt
Organism: Epinephelus moara (kelp grouper)
Lineage: Eukaryota; Metazoa; Chordata; Actinopteri; Perciformes; Serranidae
Gene: cxxc1b
Product: CXXC finger protein 1b
Exons: 14
Coding region: 156-1871 (571 amino acids)
Biological process (GO): positive regulation of DNA-templated transcription
Cellular component (GO): Set1C/COMPASS complex
Molecular function (GO): zinc ion binding; DNA binding
Source: RefSeq, a predicted model, not a curated record